AUGAACCAAGAAAACCACAACGACGUCAUUAAGGCGCUCUUUGUCAAGUACGGAUACGAUUGGCCGUCAUUGUCAGUGCCGAAUACCUUCGACCUCCUGGAGUUCUUGGUGGGCAUGUCAUUAGACAUGGAUAUUCACACCGUCUUUGGACUCUCGUUAGCACCCUAUCUGAGGACAGACGAUCGAUAUUCUUUAAUCUUCACAACGACUGUGGCCAAUCCGGUAGCCGAAGUAGUGGAGCGACUCGGAAUAGAGGCUAUCGAAGAAUGUAUCGCCACCUUUGACUCGUCAGCUAUCGGCAAGCACACACUAGCUGUGAAGGUGAGGCAAGUGCACCAGGACCUGCGUCACGUGGCCUCGUUCGACCAAAAAGAGGAGCUUCCAUUUUACACAAAGUACCGGGAACUACGAAAUAUAACUCCCAACAUCAAAUCUGACGUGUGGAUAAGCACAAUCAACAGGCACCUUCCAGAGGGGAUGGGUGUGGUCGAUGACGACGAGGUGCUUAUCACGUCCUCUGCUCCUCUUUCGAUGGCAUCUUCGCUACUAAUACUGUACAAAUUGAAAAUGGCUGAUUUGAUGCUCUAUUUGGGCUUUAGUACGGUUAUGAUGCUUGCACACGCGUUCUCGCACGCCCAGAUGACGUGCUUUUACAAAAACCCAAACUUUUCCAAGAACGUCGGCCUCAUGAAUGCUGGUGCUAGCUGCCUCGCAACCAUGCAUACUCUUGCACCGUUUGCCGUUGCCCAGCUGCUGUUCGACGAAAUUCUUGAUCCAUCAACCGUAAACUACACCAUCGUCCUGAGCAACAACAUUCGCAGGGCCGCCUAUUUAUCUUUGGCCACUGUUUCAUGGCUGGAUGAUCCGUCGCGGGCGAAGGCAGUGGAACGACUUUCGACGAUCAUCGAUGUGGUUGCGUUUCCGUCGCAUCUUACCAAUCGAUCUACAUUGAAUGAGCACCAUUCAUUCUUGCCUUCCUUCGAGAAGCCUUUCAUUGUAGAUUACCUGGAAUCCAAUCAAAAGAAACUGGCCAUGCGCAAACAGCUACUGCGUCCAACGCACGGCCAACCGAAGGUACGCCGGGAUGACAUGGAGAUACCACUGAUCAUAGUAAACGCCUACUACCUACCGAUGUUCCACAUGAUGGUAAUACCUGGUGCGAUCUUGCAAGCCCCUUUCGUGUCGUCUGAGCUUCUGGACGCUGUGAACUACGGUAGCAUUGGUCGCGUUGUGGGUCACGAAAUAAUGCACGCCUUUGAUCCGAACGAAGCUUCUCUUAGCCGCACUGGAGAGAGAGUGGACUUGUUUACCGACAAAGCACGCGGUGUUGUUGAGGAGAUGCUGUCGUGUCUGAAAAAUCAAGUGAACGAGGCGGGAAAAAGUACAACCCUUGGCAACGCCUCUAUUGGACAGGUCUUCGCUGACAGCGCGGGCAUCGAGGUUGCCUACAAAGCAUACAGCAUGCUACGGAAAGAACCCCGUCGAGACGAGUAUGCAUCAGACCAGCUAUUUUUUGCCAGCGGGUGCUUCUCCUACUGCUCCCUGUUAAAGGACAAAGUAUCCCCCAACCAGCGAUAUCCUUCAGCAGCAAUGCGCUGCAACUUGCCGGCUAUGAACAUGAAAGAGUUUAGUGAGGCUUUCUUUUGCUCAGCCGGUGCGCCAGUGAACCCUUCGAAGCGAUGCAGUAUCUUUGGAGCAUGA
Molecule: messenger RNA, 1701 nt
Organism: Ornithodoros turicata
Lineage: Eukaryota; Metazoa; Arthropoda; Arachnida; Ixodida; Argasidae
Product: neprilysin-1-like
Exons: 1
Coding region: 1-1701 (566 amino acids)
Biological process (GO): protein processing
Cellular component (GO): plasma membrane
Molecular function (GO): metalloendopeptidase activity
Source: RefSeq, a predicted model, not a curated record